AUGGCUGCCGAAUGGGCAAACUACCUCAAGUACGUGGUGUGCAUGAAUACCGUCGGGCCGAAAAUCCACCUGUGCAACAGAAACAUAACUGCCAUCCUGGAGACGAGCUCCGAGGUCGCCGAACAGAAGCACAAGAUCGGCUAUGCAUGCUGUACGUUCGCGACAUACCAGCAAUGUGUCAAGGAUUCCAUUCGAGGUAGCUGUUCUGACGACCACAUAACCUACGCCGAAGGCAUCGUGCACCAGUACGCGGGAGACAUACUGGACGCCGUGUGCACGAAGUACCGGCCGGGUGGAGAGGGCUGCAAGUCCUUGCCGGUCAUCGAGCCCACCCAGAAGCCAAAGACAAAGUCUCUGCUGCCGCCGCUCAGCGACAUUCUGAAGACAUUCGGCUAAUCAUGAGCGAAAAUUUGUCGAGCAUUUAGUGGAGGUCGGACGACGGUAACUCACUCUCGCGC
Molecule: messenger RNA, 458 nt
Organism: Rhipicephalus sanguineus (brown dog tick)
Lineage: Eukaryota; Metazoa; Arthropoda; Arachnida; Ixodida; Ixodidae
Exons: 3
Coding region: 1-396 (131 amino acids)
Source: RefSeq, a predicted model, not a curated record